Molecule: messenger RNA, 913 nt
Organism: Arachis duranensis
Lineage: Eukaryota; Viridiplantae; Streptophyta; Magnoliopsida; Fabales; Fabaceae
Exons: 3
Coding region: 59-913 (284 amino acids)
Biological process (GO): protein import into mitochondrial matrix
Cellular component (GO): mitochondrial inner membrane; TIM23 mitochondrial import inner membrane translocase complex
Molecular function (GO): transmembrane protein transporter activity
Source: RefSeq, a predicted model, not a curated record
UCUCUGUUUUAAUCAAUUUGAAACGUACCCUUAGCAUCAGCAUUCUCCCAUAGUCAAGAUGGCUGCGACCUCCAAUCCCAAAACCAAAACCGAACCGGAUCUGAGUCGCUAUUACAAUGUUGUGAGAGCAACAGGCCUUGGAUUCCAGAUUGGUGUGGCUGGGGACACUGCAUUCCAGUUUCUUAAAGCCUUAUAUGCUUCUCCCAAAGGUGUUAGUACCUUCCACCGCCUUGGAAGCGCGUGCCAGAACGUGCGUCUCCGACCCUAUGCAAGCAUCCUCGCCGCCAUUGUUGGCAGUGCUUGUGCUCUUCACAAGGCCCACGACAAAUGGCUGCGCCCAAUCCAGGAUAUUCAAGACACACAAAAAGUUGUUUUAACGAAGGAUCAAUCCCUGAAAGGGUGGUUUUGUGAAACUGCCUAUGCAACUGGCUUGAAUUUCCAUUUCGGGCUUAUUGGGGGCUCCGCCUACCACUUUCUCAGAGCAGUGGACGGCGGUGGCUUCCCCCGCCUCGGCUGUGCGUUCCGUGCAGUGAGCCUCAACACGCUGGGUGUCGCCGGCAAGUUUGGUGCCUGGUCCCUACUCGGCGACACCUUAACAUAUGCAUCGUCCGUUGCUUUUAAACGGAAUUAUGAUGACUCAUGGAAAACUACCAUUGUUGCUGAUGCUGCUGCCGUAGGGCUGCUCUCAGCCCGCCGUGGCCUCCCUGCCGCUGCUGCCUUUGCCGCCCUUACCGGCGGUAUGGAACUUCUUCUCAUGGGGCUGGACCAUUGUCUUCAAGAUAACCGACCAUCAUGCAAAGAAGGGGUAGAGGUAGAGCAUGUGGAUUAUAAUAUUCAAGAUAUGAAUCCAACUCAACAAGCUGAGAAGACAAACACAAACAUGGUUGAAGAACAAGACAAUGUUGGAAGCUAA